CGCGCUUCGUGGCCCUCUGUCCCAUGUAGCUCCGCGCGCAUUAACGCGUUUUUAAUCUGCAGCAGUUCCGGUGGAACCGAACCGGUCCGGACUCAGCGGUGAGGGUUAAUCGGCCCCCUGGGGGAGCGGAUGAAGAAACACAUUUUGCUCAUUUUCACAUACCGAGGACUCCUCAGCAAAGGAAAGAAAAAUAAAAAGAGAAAAUGGCCAAUUUCAUGUUACGGAAAGCCGAGCGUGAGGAUGUGGCGGAUAUACUGCGACUCAUAAAGGAACUUGCCAAGUACGAGGAGAUGGAGGAACAGGUCGUUCUGACUGAAAAAGAUUUGCUGGAGGAUGGUUUCGGGGAUCAUCCUUUCUAUCAGUGUGUCGUGGCUGAAGUGCCGAGAGAGCAGCAGAGUGCUAGCGGCCACACGGUGGUCGGCUUCGCCAUGUACUACUUCACCUACGACCCCUGGAUCGGGAAGCUGCUCUACCUGGAAGACUUUUAUGUCAUGAAGGAGUUCAGAGGUUUUGGAAUUGGGUCAGAAAUCCUGAAGUACCUCAGUCAUACGGCGGUGAAGUCUCGCUGCAGCAGUUUGCACUUCAUCGUGGCCGAGUGGAACAAACCAUCCAUCGAGUUUUAUAAACGACGUGGAGCCAAUGAUCUCUCACUGGAGGAGGGCUGGAGGCUGUUCAAGAUCGACAAGGAGAAUCUGAUCAAACUGAUGUCUGAGGAGUAAAAAGGGAAUGAGAACACAUUUUAUAUUUAUUCAACUCGUAAAUUCAUACAAUGAAAGAGAGAAAAUUAGGCUUCAGUGUUUACUGAAAUGAAUCUGCAGUGUAAUGAUGAUGAAGAUGAUGAUGAAGAUGAUGAUGCACUGCAUAUAUAUUCUCACAGUGUGUACUUGUGUUAAUAUAUAUAUUUUUUUGUACUUUUAUAAAAUUCACUCUUGAUGAUAUCAUAAAUUAUGUAAUAAAUACAAAUUACACAA
Pangasianodon hypophthalmus (striped catfish) is the source of this 971-nucleotide messenger RNA. RefSeq names its product diamine acetyltransferase 1. Lineage: Eukaryota; Metazoa; Chordata; Actinopteri; Siluriformes; Pangasiidae. The transcript has 6 exons. Bases 204 to 719 code for a protein of 171 amino acids. Gene Ontology annotation, molecular function: N-acetyltransferase activity. The record is from RefSeq and is a predicted model, not a curated record.